AUGAAUCUUUAUGACAUUCAUGCUUUACUUACUCAAAAUGAUAAAUAUUUGAUUAUUGCAUUGUUGAUUGGUUGUGCCGCAGCUCAUCGGGGGACUAGCGAAGUCCAUGUUUAUAAGAUGAUAUCAGCUCAUUUACCUUUUUUAUUACAACCAACAUUAGUUGAAUUCAAAAUCGAAUUAAGCAUUCAAUCAGCAGCCAUAGUUUCAUUGGGAUUGCUCUUUGCGGAAACAGCAAAUCACAAUAUUUCUAGCCAACUUUUAAAUCAAAUCUCUCUUGAAGUUCCGUGUGAGAGUGAUCAGGCUUUUGAGCGGUAUUCUUUUGUUUUAACUGCAGGCAUGGCUAUUGGAUUAAUUAAUUUAGGUAAAGGAAAGGAGAUUACUGAUACUGAAAUUCCAAUUUCAUCAACGCCUUCACUGAAAGAACGUCUCAUCAAGCUUCUCAAUGGUGGUGAACGUCGCUUGGCUUAUUUAAGUUAUGAUCGUGUUGAAUGUCCAGGAAUGCGUAUUGGAAAUUUUGCGAGUAGCGGUGGUGGAGGGUCUAAUUUAAUUUAUUCACUGAGGAGAUAUACUCCUGGAGGAAGUGCCAUGGAUGGUUUAGGUGCUGGUAUGUGUAUAAUUAAUAUUGAUCUAUAUAAAAUUGUAUCCUUUGCUUCUAUGCAAGUUUACAUCAAGUUUUCCUUGCAAUUAAAUAGGAAUCUGUCGUUAUGA
This is a messenger RNA of Meloidogyne enterolobii, 708 nucleotides long. Lineage: Eukaryota; Metazoa; Nematoda; Chromadorea; Rhabditida; Meloidogynidae. The record is from the annotation of a GenBank genome assembly.